Molecule: messenger RNA, 1038 nt
Organism: Antrostomus carolinensis (chuck-will's-widow)
Lineage: Eukaryota; Metazoa; Chordata; Aves; Caprimulgiformes; Caprimulgidae
Product: neuronal membrane glycoprotein M6-b-like
Exons: 5
Coding region: 1-549 (182 amino acids)
Biological process (GO): central nervous system myelination; axon development; negative regulation of serotonin uptake
Cellular component (GO): membrane raft; myelin sheath; plasma membrane
Molecular function (GO): structural constituent of myelin sheath
Source: RefSeq, a predicted model, not a curated record
AUGAAGCCAGCCAUGGAAACUGCAGCGGAGGAAAAUGCAGAACAAAGCCAAGAGAAAAAAGUGAUCACCAGACCAGAAAUGGAAAUUGGCAGGUACCACUGGAUGUACAGGAGUUCAAGGCCACACCGGUACCAUCAUGUGCCAGCAGUGAGAGGCAAUAUUAGUCCUUUGGGGAUUCAAGGUUGCUUUGAAUGUUGCAUUAAGUGCCUAGGAGGAGUGCCAUAUGCUUCGCUCGUGGCAACCAUUCUCUGCUUCUCGGGGGUAGCAUUGUUUUGUGGCUGUGGCCAUGUGGCGCUCACAGGGACCGUGUCUAUCCUCGAGCAGCACUUCUCCACGACUGCCAGCGACCAUGCUUUGCUGAGUGAAGUAAUUCAGCUAAUGCAGUAUGUAAUUUAUGGCAUUGCAUCAUUUUUCUUCUUAUAUGGAAUAAUCCUUUUGGCAGAAGGUUUUUAUACAACAAGUGCAGUGAAGGAGCUGCAUGGAGAGUUCAAAACGACAGCCUGUGGCCGCUGCAUCAGUGGAAUGAUGGUAGAAGUUAUGCAGAUAUAGUGAGUCUUUUUCGCAGAGCUGAAACACUUAAAGCCUUAAAAUUACAAGCCAUCUUCCCUUCAGUAUACUUCUGUAUCAGAACAAAAUUUUAAGCAAAGUUUAACUAAAAAUAAAACUUCAGAUUCUCACCCACGUUGCCCCCUAGGGCGCACUCUGCAAGAACAGAAGCACAACUGUUUCUGAGACAGCAUUUCAAAGCUAUUUCUGAAAAUCUGAAUUCAAAGCUCGUAGUUAUGGAGGAAGCUAAGCAGUAUGACAGAUCGCCCACGAGAAAGUGUGGGUGAGAAGAGAAGAGGCUUUUGAUGCGAUUGUUGCAUUUUAAUAUACAAUCCAUAUCCCGUACUUUAAAAAAAAUAGGUAUUUUCAGCUGGUUAAAUACGAAGGAGAUGCAUGUUUAUGUUCAAGAGGUUUAACAAUUUUCCACUGUGCUGUUGGAUACUUAUUGAAUUUUUCAAGAACUAAUAAAAAUAAGACAUCCAAUCAUUUUCC